AUGUCCGAAAAAAACGAGGAAAAAAACCAAGAAGAAUAUAGUGCCAAGGAUAUCCGAGUUACCAAAGAGGAUAUCGAAAAGGUAAUUGACAACUCUAUUGAUGAAGCGGUAGGUGGUUAUUGUAGUGAGAUUAAAAUAACUCUUUCCGCCGACCAAAAAGAAAUUACGGUGGAAGAUAAUGGUCGGGGCGUGCCGAUUGAAAUUCAUCCCGACACCAAAAAAAGCACUUUGGAAACUAUUUUCACUACUCUCCAUUCGGGUGCCAAAUUAGAGAGUGAAGUUUACAAAACCUCAGGAGGUUUACACGGAAUAGGGGUAACCGCAGUUAACGCUUUAUCAGCCUAUCUAAAAGCCCGAAGUACUCGCGAAGGAAAAACCGAAAUACUAGAAUUCCAAGAAGGAAAAUUAAUUAAUCCACCGCAAAUUAUUGAUGCUCCUCAACAAGCAAAUGGAACUAUCAUUAGUUUUACUCCCGACCCCAAAAUUUUCAAAGAAUUCACUUACUUCAAAAUUGAAACUAUUCAAAGUCGUUUAAAUGAACUAGCCUAUCUUAAUCCUAAUUUAACUUUAUUUUUUUCUACUUCUCCCGACGCUACUCCUAUUGUUUACCAUUUUAGCAGCGGUUUAGCCGAUAAAUAUACCCAAGCAAAGGUUAACGUUUUAAAAGAUGAUGUUUUGGAAGGGUUGGUGGCUAUUUUGGCUAUUCGGAUGAAAGACCCUCAAUUCUCCGGACAAACUAAAUAUCGUUUAGCCAAUAAAACUAUCGGAAAAACAACUACGGUUCGGGAAAUUGUCAAAAAUGCUACUUAUGAUUUAGUCAAAAGAUUUCUUCAAGACCACGGCAAUAGUGCCGAAGCCAUUAGUCAACAAAUUAUUACUACCGCUCAAAAUCGGGUCAAGUAUGAAGAAUACAAAGAAACUCUGCGAGAAGGAGGAAGGAGCGCCACUUUACCUGGCAAAUUAGUUCCUUGUAUGUCCAAAGACAUAGCCGAUAAUGAAUUGUUUAUUGUCGAAGGAGAUUCCGCCGGCGGUAGUGCCAAGGCAGCUCGUUUCCCUAAAAAUCAAGCGAUUUUACCAGUUCAAGGAAAAAUUCUUAAUGUUCUAAAAGCUAAGUGA
This is a messenger RNA of Funneliformis geosporum, 1116 nucleotides long. Lineage: Eukaryota; Fungi; Glomeromycota; Glomeromycetes; Glomerales; Glomeraceae. The record is from the annotation of a GenBank genome assembly.